AUGCGGAUCCCGUCGUCAUUGGGCGAGCGUCAGAAGCUCAAGGUAUUUCUCGCACCGGUAGAGAGCUCCCGAUUCUGCGCUCUCAGGGCGAAACCCACUCUUGCUGUCUAUGCUGAGAAUAGAACUGCAGCCCCAUUCAACGCUUCAGAAGUGCAAGCGGAGACCACGUACACAUUGUUAUUAAGUACCAUUUGCGACCUUAUCGGCUCUGCUGGCUCCAAUCGUGCAGAAGAAAUUGUUCUGGUCAUGCCUCAGCUGCCUGGGAUCACGCUAUUGCAAUUUCUACGCCAAAGUCGACGAGACAAUGGUCGAAGGCUUAGUGAAGAGGAAGGAUGGCGCUUAUUAGCACGUCUGGCUGAGAUACUGCAAACAGUCCAUCAGUCGGGUAUUGUGCACUGUGACUUGAACCUGGAGAACGUGAUGGUUUCACUUGAUCUUUCUCGUGUGUGGCUCAUUGACUUCGGAGCGGCUUACAAUUUGCUGGACGUCCAACAUAACCAGCAAAUGACCGGCACUCCUGGAUUCGUCGCCCCGGAGCGUGUGCUAGAUCCGCUAGUCCCACCCACGCCCAAGACGGACGUCUUCAGUCUCGCUGUAAACUUACCGCGUGAUCAGAACUGCACGCUCUCACGACACAUUUAA
Messenger RNA from Phytophthora infestans T30-4, 642 nucleotides. RefSeq lists its product as uncharacterized. Bases 1 to 642 code for a protein of 213 amino acids. The record is from RefSeq and is a predicted model, not a curated record. Gene Ontology annotation, molecular function: protein kinase activity; ATP binding. Lineage: Eukaryota; Oomycota; Peronosporomycetes; Peronosporales; Peronosporaceae. The transcript has 4 exons. Gene Ontology annotation, biological process: protein phosphorylation.